This is a messenger RNA of Orussus abietinus, 3373 nucleotides long. RefSeq names its product retinoic acid receptor RXR (gene Usp). The transcript is spliced from 5 exons. Gene Ontology annotation, biological process: cell differentiation; cellular response to ecdysone; anatomical structure development. Gene Ontology annotation, cellular component: activator ecdysone receptor complex; nucleus. Gene Ontology annotation, molecular function: RNA polymerase II cis-regulatory region sequence-specific DNA binding; nuclear steroid receptor activity; nuclear receptor activity. NCBI's taxonomy places the organism in Eukaryota, Metazoa, Arthropoda, Insecta, Hymenoptera, Orussidae. The coding region runs from base 1067 to 2356 and encodes 429 amino acids. The record is from RefSeq and is a predicted model, not a curated record.
GGGAGACCCCACGAUACAGGUGGAGGGAGUUUUUUAACGAUCGCGCUCCGACGGAGCCUCGAUCGCGGAUGCAUACUCCUAGGUUAAGGGGAGGCACGCGACAAAGGUGCCGCGCGAAAAACACUGUUGCUUUCGUUGCGACUUCCUCCCUCUCUCUCUCUCUUUCUCUCUCCUGGAUUCCCUCGUUUCGGUUCUCCGUUCGCCUCGGCAGUUCUCGGCUGUUCUCGGCCCUACUCGGCUCGGGCGCGUAUAGGCAUGCCCCUGGUGCUACGGACGGAAGGAAGAUAGAGAAAAAAUAGUACGCGACGAGCGAAAAGUGCGACGGAGUGCUUAUCGGGUUCGAGGUGCUCGUCCGGAUGUGGGGUGAAGUUAUCGCGGGGGGUUUAACGUGGAUCGAGGGGUAAACGGAGAUUUAGGAUCCGGUAGCGCGCAGCCACGGUCGCGGAACGAACGGGACGCUACUCGGUUGGCGCGGCGAAACGCGACCUUGAGGUGUCGCUUAGCUGAGGGGAAAGGCGGUAAUGUCAGCUAAUUCUUCGUGCGAGGAGCAGUCUGCCGGUGCACUUGAUCCUACGAACGUCGGAUGUCGGAUUUUUCGGGGAUAAUCGUUACCCUAGAGGUGCGGCCCUUUCCUCCCGACGCGGCGAGCUAAGAUUCGACUCGACUCUUUUUUUGGCUUUUUUACGCCUUCCCAAGUUUUGCCACGCACGCGGUCUCCUCGAUCCGUCCGCUUCUUUUUUUUUGGUUUUGUGGGGUUUUUUUUUUCCUCCACGUUUUCUAGCCUAUUCUCUACUUCGGUUUGUCGAAGCCUUUUCGAGGUUAGACCUCGCGGAGUGACGUUGAACGACGACACGUAAUGACCCGACCGAGGAGGGGCGAGACCCGGUGGUCGGCGCCGAACCUACGGCCAAAAUAACCGAGGAACGCUUUUCCGAUGAGAGAGGCGUGCGAUACGGACGAUGCUUCGGGGGAAGAGACGGUAACCGCGGUCUCGGGGACACGAGGAACCAGUGACCUCCUCUCGUGAGGAGCGACAAGUAAGGCAGGCUCACGGAGAGAAGGCAAGAUGAUGAAGAAGGAGAAGCCGAUGAUGUCGGUGACGGCCAUCAUCCAGGGCGCCCAAGGCCAGCACUGGGCCCGGGGAAACACUUGGCUGAGUCUGGACAACAGCAACAUGUCCAUGUCCUCGGUCGGUCCCCAGAGCCCGCUGGACAUGAAACCGGACACGGCGACUCUCAUCAACUCCGGGAACUUCAGCCCCUCCGGUCCGAACAGUCCAGGGUCGUUCAGUGCCGGCUGCCACAACAGUCUUCUGAGCACCUCGCCGAGCGGGCAAAGUAAAACGGGCGUUGGCUCUCCCUAUCCUCCGAAUCAUCCCCUGUCGGGAAGCAAACACCUCUGCUCCAUCUGCGGUGACCGGGCCAGUGGGAAACACUAUGGCGUGUACAGUUGCGAGGGGUGCAAGGGGUUCUUCAAGCGCACCGUCCGCAAGGACCUCUCGUACGCGUGCCGGGAGGACAAGGCCUGUAUCAUCGACAAGAGACAGAGGAACCGAUGUCAGUAUUGCCGGUACCAGAAGUGUCUAGCCAUGGGCAUGAAGAGAGAGGCCGUCCAGGAGGAGCGGCAGCGCACCAAGGAAAGGGACCAGGGCGAAGUCGAGAGCACGAGCAGCUUGCACACCGACAUGCCGGUCGAGCGCAUCCUGGAAGCAGAGAAACGGGUGGAGUGCAAAACGGAACACCAAGGGAACUACGAGAACGCCGUGCCGAACAUCUGCAGCGCGACGAACAAGCAGCUCUUCCAGCUGGUCGAGUGGGCGAAGCACAUCCCGCACUUCACCUCGCUGCCCCUGGAGGACCAGGUCCUCCUGCUGCAGGCUGGAUGGAACGAGCUGCUGAUCGCCGCCUUCUCUCACCGGUCGAUCGAGGUCAAGGACGGCAUCGUCUUGGCGACUGGGAUCACCGUCCACAGGAACCUGGCGCACCAGGCCGGCGUCGGCACCAUCUUCGACAGGGUCCUGUCCGAGCUGGUGUCCAAGAUGCGCGCGAUGAAGAUCGACAAGACCGAGAUCGGGUGCCUGAGGUCCAUCAUCCUCUUCAAUCCCGACGUGAGGGGACUCAAGUCCAAGCAGGAGGUCGAAUUGCUGAGGGAGAAGGUUUACGCCGCCCUAGAGGAGUACACCCGGGUGUCGAGGCCCGACGAACCUGGUCGGUUUGCCAAACUUCUGCUACGCUUGCCAUCCUUACGGUCCAUCAGUCUCAAGUGCUUGGAACACCUCUUCUUCAUCAGGUUGAUCGGUGACAUGCCGAUCGACGCUUUUCUCCUUCAGAUGCUGGAAUCUCCGUCGGAUCCUUAAGCAUGGGGCUCCCACUCUAAUCUCUAACUUCUCUAACACGUUCACGUCUGAACUAUCUCACCGAGUAUACAUAUAUACAUAUAUACAUAUUAAUAUAAAAUAUGAAGCCUCUCGAUUACGUUCUUACCGUAUUAUUUAUACGAAUUACGGUGCGGUAACUCUUAUCUCCUUUUUUCGUUUGAAUUUGAAUUUCUACGAGGGUGAUUCGGGCACCCAUCGAGCUGGUGAUGAGAUCUGUGGAAAUGCCUCCUAUGAAGUGGGGAUCUCUCGUCGAGGUGAAUCUGGAAUGUGAACGGUUGAUAAGAGGGCUACUCCGGGGAAUGGUGAAAGUGAUCGAACUAAAUUGGACUAUUUAUAAUGGUGUUGUGAUGUUUUAUCAUGGAAGUUUAUCCAUGAGUUAUCGAUUUCUACGCUCUGGCAUUGAUUUGGAUAGAGCUGUGUAAAAGAUACACGCAGUUAGUGUAUGUGAUAGUGGUUAAAAAUAAUGAGCGCUGCCUUUUGCUUCUAGGCAAAUUCAUUUUGAACUGAAUUUCAUAUGUCUAUGAGUUCGGCUUCAAUUGUUAUGGGGAAAAAUAGUGUCGAAAUUAUAAAGUGGUUGUGCGGUUCUCCAGAGCUUUGCGUUUAACGAUUGUUGGUUCACUUAUCGCUCGGCCACUGUAGAUAUUCGUACUUUCAAUCGUUCGAUUCGAUGUAACUUCCUUGGGUCGUUUCAAUCGAAGACUUAGGUGUACUUUUCAAGUAACGAAAGUAACCUGUAACGAUUUGUCGUUGAAUUUUAACAAGGGCCACCUAGGCCCACUCCUUGGAUGUAUAUAUAACAGAAUUCUUUAUAAAAUGUGUUACUUAGCGAACAAAGUAAAUUUAUACAAUGAGUUUAUUUUAUCAGGUCGGAAUACAUGUUCAGAUAUUAUCUUUGAACUUUACAUUCCAGUGUUAUCGCGAUUUGAAUUGUUAUAUUAUAAAGCAAUUAUAAAAUGUUAAAACGGGCUAGAAUAUACGGUUAAAUUGGAGAAACGA